CAACCAUGGUCAUCACACUCUCCACCACCAAAACCCAUGCCAUUCCUCACCGCAAACGAGCUAGGCUCCCUCUUGGUAUCCGCCAUCUCCACGCACUCCCUCCUCUUCGGCAGAGCCACCCAUGCCCACAUUCUCAAAAGUCUCCAAAUCCCUUUCCCUUCUUUCCUCUCGAACCACCUUAUCAACAUGUACUCCAAAUUCAACCUUCCCAACUCCGCGCACCUCGUCCUCUUACAAACCCCACCCGAGUCCCGUUCUGUCGUCACUUGGACGGCCCUCAUUUCAGGUCACGUCCAAAACGGCCAUUUCGCUUCCGCUCUCAUCCAUUUUUCCCACAUGCGGAAAGACCUCAUUUCUCCCAAUGAUUUCACCUUCCCUUGCGCCUUCAAGGCCUCCGCUGCGCUUCGAUCACCUGUUGUGGGAAAACAACUUCAUGCGCUGGCUUUGAAGUCUGCCCAGAUUUUUGAUUCCUUUGUUGGGUGUAGUUGCUUUGAUAUGUAUUUGAAAACGGGGCUCAGAGGUGAAGCGAGGAACAUGUUUGAUGAAAUGCCUGAGAGAAGCGUCGCAAUGUGGAAUGCGAAUAUUUCUAAUGCGGUGCUCGACGGGAAACCUAGUAUUGCGGUGGAUGUUUUUAUUAAGUUUAGAAGGGUUGGUGGGGAGCCUGAUCCGAUUACGUUUUGUGUCUUCCUUAAUGCGUGUUCCGAUGCUUUUUAUUUGGAAUUAGGGAGGCAGUUACAUGGUUGUGUGAUAAGAAGCGGUUUUGAUGGGAAUUUGUCAGUAUGUAAUGGGCUUGUUGAUUUUUAUGGGAAGUGUAAAGAGGUGGAAUCUGCAAAGAUGGUUUUUGAUGGAAUGGAGAAGAGAAAUGCGGUUUCUUGGUGCUCAUUGGUGUCUGCUUAUGAGCAAAAUUAUGAGGAAGAGAAUGCUUGUGAAGUGUUUUUGGCAGCAAGGAAAGAAGGGGUUGAGCCUACGGAUUUUAUGGUUUCGAGUGUUAUCAGUGCUUGUGCAGGGAUGUCAGGCCUUGAGUUCGGUAGGUCAGUUCACGGGCUUGCUGUUAAGGCUUGUGUUGAAGGGAAUGCUUUUGUUGGGAGUGCACUCAUUGAUAUGUAUGGUAAAUGUGGAAGCAUUAAGGAUGCCGAGCAAGCUUUUCAUGAGAUGCCUGAGAGGAAUUUAGUUACUUGGAAUUCAAUGAUAGGUGGAUAUGCACAUCAAGGGUGUGCUGAUAUGGCUUUGCCAUUGUUUCAAGACAUGAUGUCUUGUGGUGUUGUUCCAAAUUAUGUGACUUUGGUUUGCGUAUUAUCGGCUUGUAGCAGGGGAGGGGCAGUGAAGUUGGGAGUGGAGAUUUUUGAAUCAAUGAACGAGAGGUUUCACAUUGAACCAGGGGCAGAGCAUUAUGCUUGUGUUGUGGACUUGCUAGGGAGAGCUGGGAUGGUGGAGCGUGCUUAUGAUUUUAUAAAGAAAAUGCCCAUUGCUCCAACAAUUUCUGUCUGGGGGGCUCUUUUAAACGCUUGUAGGGUGUAUAAAAAACCAGAAUUAGGGAGGAUAGCUGCUUAUAAACUAUUUGAACUUGAUCCUAAAGAUUCUGGCAACCAUGUGUUGCUAUCUAAUCUGUUUGCAUCUACUGGCAGGUGGGAAGAGGCUGAUCUUGUGAGGAAGGAGAUGAAGGAUGUCGGAAUCAAAAAGGGUGCAGGUUGCAGUUGGAUCACUGUAAAGAACAAGGUCCACACCUUCCAAGCAAAGGAUACUUCACAUGAAAUGAAUUCAAAGAUUCAAGAAAUGUUGGCUAAACUCAGGAGAGAGAUGAAAUCGGCUGGCUACAUUGCAGAUACGAACUUCGCCCUUUAUGAUUUAGAGGAAGAAGAGAAAAUAUCAGAGGUUGGGUACCAUAGCGAGAAAAUUGCACUAGCCUUUGGUCUUAUAGUUAUACCCCCUGGAGUACCUAUAAGAAUCACAAAGAACCUCAGAAUCUGUGGAGAUUGCCAUAGCGCCUUCAAGUUUAUGUCAGGCAUUGUUGGGAGAGAGAUCAUUGUGAGAGAUAAUAACCGAUUUCAUCGCUUCAGGGACGGGCAAUGCUCUUGUAGAGAUUAUUGGUGAAUAAUUGAUAUACUCAUCAAUUUUUUAUUUCUCAUUAUAUUAACUUGAUUCCCAUUUUUUCCAGCUUAAA
This is a messenger RNA of Theobroma cacao (cacao), 2161 nucleotides long. RefSeq names its product Pentatricopeptide repeat (PPR) superfamily protein (gene LOI1). The record is from RefSeq and is a predicted model, not a curated record. Gene Ontology annotation, molecular function: protein binding; RNA binding; zinc ion binding. Lineage: Eukaryota; Viridiplantae; Streptophyta; Magnoliopsida; Malvales; Malvaceae. Gene Ontology annotation, biological process: RNA modification.